Lytechinus variegatus (green sea urchin) is the source of this 2185-nucleotide messenger RNA. Its product is annotated as organic solute transporter subunit alpha-like. Gene Ontology annotation, biological process: transport. The transcript has 8 exons. Gene Ontology annotation, molecular function: transporter activity. NCBI's taxonomy places the organism in Eukaryota, Metazoa, Echinodermata, Echinoidea, Temnopleuroida, Toxopneustidae. Bases 296 to 1525 code for a protein of 409 amino acids. The record is from RefSeq and is a predicted model, not a curated record.
AGAUUUGUUUCAUUUUGUCUUGGUGAGUCUGAUCUAAUUUGUCAUUCUUUCAUCUCUUGAUGAGUUUGAAUUCUGCGUUGACCGAAUAAAUCAGACAGAAAAACUAAGACAUGUUUAGAUGUUGCAUCCUUUUAUAGUCGAAUGAAUUGUGUAACACCGACAAACGUUUAUCCGGAGUCUUGCAAUUAAUCAGGUCACGGUUUUUUGUUAUUUAGAGAGGUUGCUUUCUUUCCACUGCCUGCUUAUUGCUGCUAGAGUAUUUCUUCCUCGUCAAAAGUGUGAACAACUUUAAACCAUGUCUUCCAAUUCGUGUGUUGUAGUUGAACCAACUUCUAAGGAACUUUUCGACCAUUACGGAUCGAACACUGCAGCAAUUGUUUUGCUUGUCUUCAUGUCUCUCUUCAGCGUGGUGACUGUCAUCAUGUACCUAGAGGCAUGUCAUUACAUCAACAAGAAAGUCAAUGAUAGCCGAACUCGGGUUAGACUGAUGGUCAUCCUCGGCAUCUAUCCAGUUUACUCGACGACAUCAUUGCUCGCUCUUUAUAUUCCAAGAGCACAUCUUAUAACCUACCUGACUGCAACAUUAUAUUUUUCGGUAGCCCUGUAUCAGUUUUUGAUGCUGAUUGUGAGCUAUUUUGGUGAAAGGGACCAAAUGAUUGUCAAGCUACAAGGCUCGAAGAUUCCCAUCGCCAGCCCUCCUCUACUCUGCUUCUUUCCUUGUCUUCCAAAACCAGAUAUGAAUGUCAAGAACCUGCUCCGUCUUCGUCGUCUCGUUCUCCAGUUCGUCUUCAUUCGACCGAUCUGUAACUUCAUCGCUCUUAUUCUUUGGGCCGACGGAACCUAUGUUCCAGGAUUGUUUACAGCCGACAGUGCAUACGUGUGGCUUUCGGUGAUCGCUCUUUGUUCCACCUUUGCUGCCCUCUAUGGCGUCAUUAUCCUCAUGCGAAUCACUAAAGGACCCUUGGAGGGGUAUAACGUCCAGCCCAAGUUCUUGCUCAUCCAGCUCGUCCUCGUACUCAUCACCUCUCAGCUCGUCAUCGUCGGCAUCUUCGUGCUCACGGGAAUGGUUCCAUGUGACUACCCGUUGGGGUCGCUAGCCAGGGGAUACUAUUACUGCGAUCUCCUGACAGUUGCAGAGAUGCUGGUGUUUAUCACCUUCGCACGGUUCUUCUUCCGAAAGCGCAUCGACAGAACACCAUCUGGCAAGGACCACCCCGACCACACCUACAACAUCAGCAAGCGCAACUCCGAGCCUGUCCUCGACAUCAAACAGAGCUACACCUCCUCCGUAACGACCUCAAAGAUGAACGGCAACGGCGUCAGCUAUAACAAUAAUAACAGUGGAUCUUUCGUCAACGAAGGAGCGGACGCUGUCGAGGUCGACGUUGAGAACGGGCCUACGUUGAAGUCCUUCAAAAAGCUCGAAGAGGAAUAUGAAUAUCAGGAUAGGGAUGAGAAUGAUGUCGGGCAUGGAGAUAGCGAUGUGCCGACGGACAUCGAAGUCAGUAUCCAAGAAAAUGUGUAGCUCUGUCUCACUAACUUGCUAAAAGAGAAAUGUACCAAGAGUUUAGCAUUUUAAGAGGACUCAUUAAAAGGGAAAUUGUGAUAUGAUGUAAAUAAUCCAACCAAUAAUAUUUUAUAAUAUUUUAUUUAUACAGGCCCACAUACAUGAUGCAAUGUGUAUAAGCUGUUUUUACAGUGAUUUUCAAGAUUAUUGAAGACAUCCCAUACAGCCCUCUUUGUAUUUAAUUGUUACCUAUUUCUGUCUUAUGCCAACCUUAUACCUGUUUUAAGAUUAUCAUCAGCCAAGACAUGAAAAGGCAUCAUUAUAAUGUUUAAAAGAGGGAAUACUUUUUUUGGAAAUGCAUUUUUGGCACAGUUCGUGCAUAUAAACCAUCAUUCCAAAUUUCAAAUUUUAUGUCAGACUACGGCAUCUCGUUGACUGCAAGAGGCUUUUUAUUUUUAAUCUUUGGCCUGUACUAGCCUACUUUUUGUUGUUUUUACGGCAAACCUCGUACCGACCUUGUUACAUUUAUUUUUAUCCCCCCCCCCCGAAUACGAUUUUCAACAUCGCCUUGCAUAUCAAGAUAACUAAUGGUAUGCGGAACAUAUUAAUAAUAAUAAUAAUUGACAUUUAUAUAGCGCUUUAUCAAUCUACGACUUCACAAUUAUUAUUAUCCGGUCA